Gamsiella multidivaricata is the source of this 1260-nucleotide messenger RNA. Its product is annotated as tRNA methyltransferase complex GCD14 subunit-domain-containing protein. Gene Ontology annotation, cellular component: nucleus; tRNA (m1A) methyltransferase complex. The transcript has 3 exons. NCBI's taxonomy places the organism in Eukaryota, Fungi, Mortierellomycota, Mortierellomycetes, Mortierellales, Mortierellaceae. Gene Ontology annotation, biological process: tRNA methylation. The coding region runs from base 1 to 1260 and encodes 419 amino acids. The record is from RefSeq and is a predicted model, not a curated record.
AUGAGCAGCACGAGCAUAGAGAAACAGAGCUUUGUCAGAUACAAAUCGAAUAACACAAUCGAGGAUGGCGACCUCGUUGUCGUGUAUCUGAGCAGAGAGAACAUGAGCAUCAUUCGCGUCAAGGAAGGAGAAUACUUUAAUUGCAAAUUCGGCUCGUACAAGCACGCAGACAUGAUUGGACUUCAAUAUGGCACUAAACUCGGCUCCAACACCGGUCGUGGCUUCCUUUACCUCCUUCACCCAACGCCUGAGCUCUGGACUUUAGUUCUGCCUCACCGCACCCAGAUUCUGUACAUUGCUGACAUUUCCUUUGUGAUGAACUUUCUGAACCUCAAGCCGGGCAUGUCCAUGAUUGAGUCAGGAACAGGAUCAGGAUCGUUCUCACACUCGAUUGCGCGCACUCUGGCACCGACGGGACAUUUGUACACGUUUGAAUAUCACCAGGAGCGCGUCAAUGCUGCGAAGAAGGAGUUUGAGCAGCAUGGAUUAUCGGAUAUGGUAACUCUGCAGUGCAGGGACGUCUGCAAGGAUGGAUUCGGCAUGGAGAACAAGGUUGACGCCAUCUUUUUGGAUCUCCCUGCGCCAUGGGAAGCUGUUGCGUCGGCGAAAAGGGCAUUCAACCAGGAUAAGAUUGGCAAGAUCUGCACGUUCUCACCCUGCAUCGAACAGAUCUCCAGGACUGUCACUGCACUCAAUGAGCAGGGCUUUGUCGAUAUCCAGAUGUACGAAUGUUUGAUUCGGUUCAACGAGGUCCGGGUUAUUCCCAUGUGGACGAUCGACGAGGCGAUGGAGAGACAGAGGGCGAUUGAGAAGAAGAGGAAGCGUGCCGUGCCCCGUGUUUUGCGCGAGAAUCAACCUGCCAGUAGAACAGAGCAACAGCAGGAGGUUGAGGAUGAAGAGAGAAACGUCAAGAGCAAGAGCGUCAAGGUUGAGGUCACCAUGGAUAACAGCAAUGUCUCAUCCACAGCUGCAACACCAACAUCCACAGGAGGAUCUGACAUGGAGGACGCCGUCGCAGUUGUUGUUCCGUCAUCAUCCCCAGCGUCAACAACAGCAACAUCUUCAGAAGCAGCGGUAACACCAGCACCUCAGCAGCCAUCAGAAGCAGAGCCUAGGGAGCGGAUCGACCCUAAGAACAUCACGGUGACAAAGCUGCCUGUGGAGCAGCGCGGCCAUACCUCCUAUCUUAUGUUUGCCACCUUUACCCCCGCUAUCCAACGCCCAAAUCUCACAAAGCAGAACGCGGCCUCAAAAAAGUAG